GGCGGGGCGGGCCAGGCCUCUGAAGAGGGGAUCAUUCGUCCAUGUGCAAGCGUGCCAACAGGGCCGCGUCGCGGGGCGGGUCCCUGGAGCUGGGGGUGGGUCGCGCUCCGUGGACCCGGUAGCCACACAGGCUCUGUCCCAGGUGGAGGUGGUCUGUGGCGCUUCGUUCCCGGGGCACCCGUAGCUCUGGCGGAGUCUGCGCGAUGGGCGACCCGGAAAGGCCGGAAGCGGCCAGGCCGCAGCCGGAUGAGAGAUUAUCUUCAGAUACCGGUGAAAAUGCGAUGAAGUCAAAUGAAGAACCACUUCUAAGAAAGAGUUCCCGCCGAUUUGUCAUUUUUCCAAUCCAAUACCCUGAUAUCUGGAAAAUGUAUAAACAAGCUCAGGCAUCCUUCUGGACAGCAGAAGAGGUUGACCUAUCAAAGGAUCUUCCUCACUGGAACAAACUUAAAUCUGAUGAGAAGUAUUUUAUCUCUCACAUCUUAGCCUUUUUUGCAGCUAGUGAUGGAAUUGUAAAUGAAAAUUUGGUGGAGCGCUUUAGUCAGGAGGUACAGGUUCCAGAGGCUCGCUGUUUCUAUGGCUUUCAAAUUCUCAUCGAGAAUGUUCACUCUGAGAUGUACAGUUUGCUAAUAGACACUUAUAUCAGAGAUCCCAAGAAAAGGGAAUUUUUAUUUAAUGCAAUUGAAACAAUGCCAUUUGUUAAGAAAAAAGCAGAUUGGGCCCUGCGGUGGAUAGCAGAUAGAAAAUCGACUUUUGGGGAAAGAGUGGUGGCCUUUGCUGCAGUAGAAGGAGUUUUCUUCUCUGGAUCUUUUGCUGCAAUAUUCUGGCUAAAGAAGAGAGGUCUCAUGCCUGGCCUCACUUUUUCCAAUGAACUCAUCAGCAGAGAUGAAGGACUUCACUGUGACUUUGCUUGCCUGAUGUUUCGGUACUUAGUAAACAAGCCUUCAGAAGAAAGGGUCAGGGAGAUCAUUGUUGAUGCCGUCAGAAUUGAGCAGGAAUUUUUGACAGAAGCUUUGCCAGUUGGACUCAUCGGAAUGAACUGUGUUUUGAUGAAACAGUAUAUUGAGUUUGUAGCUGACAGAUUACUUGUAGAACUUGGAUUCUCAAAGGUUUUUCAUGCAGAAAAUCCAUUUGAUUUUAUGGAAAACAUUUCUUUAGAAGGGAAAACAAACUUCUUUGAGAAACGAGUUUCAGAGUACCAGCGUUUUGCAGUUAUGGCAGAAACCACUGAUAAUGUCUUCACUUUGGAUGCAGAUUUUUAAAAUCCCUCCCUUAUUUAAAACCUUAUAAACCCUUCUCUGGUAAGCAACAGUCUGUACUUCUCUGUUUGUUUGGUUUUUUAGUUGUGGGCUUGAACUCAGGGCCUGGUUGCUGUCCCUGAGCUCUUUUGCUCAAGGCUAGCCCUCUACCACUUUGAGCCACAGCUAAACUUCUGGCUUUUGUUUUUGAUAGGAAGUUUCUCCUUUAAUGGAAUGGAAGCUUGACUGGAAGGAAAUCUGAAACCAGAUUCUAAUCAAGCUGAAUUUAUGCAAACACAUUGCCAUUUUCCUUUAUAACAGCAAGAAUGUGACCUAACUUUAUUUUGUCACCAGAAUACAACGUGGCAUUGAAAAUAUGGGUUUAAGGGUCAAAUAAGAGUUUGAAGUUUUGCCCUUAAUUCGUUGUAUGACCCUUGGUGAAUCAGGUCAUCUCUGUAAACAUCAAUGUACUUAUCUUUGAAAUGGGUGCAAUAGCAUGUUCUUAAAUUCAUAGUCGUAUGAUGGUUAAAGAGGCAAAAAUAAGUGCUUAACCAGUAAUCCUACCUCUGCUGCCAUGAGUACUACUAAUUCUUAUUCAUGGGAUGCAUCGCCAUGGUACUGUGAUUCAUGCUGUCUUCUCCUCAAAGUCAUUGUGAUUCCAGGUCCUAAGAUAUUGAUGUAUAUAUUUUUAAUGUUUGGAGGAAGAAUAUAACAUUUUCCUUAGAAAAAUCAGAUUCUCAUCAACAUGAAAAUGACUUCAUUUCUCAGUGUGUGUUUGCUUGGGGAUACGUGCUUAAUGGAGUGGAAGCCAGGAAGUUUACCUUGUAAGUAAAAUGAUUCUUUAGGAAUUCAAAAGGUAAUGGUUGCCAGAUAUAACCCUGGAAUGUUUAGAACUAGGACCAGAAUAGUCAGUUCCCCAAAUGGAUUUUCUCAUCUGUUUCACCCUGUAGAAUUUUGCGGUAAAAAGAGAUCUAGUGGUAAAAUGCACUGGGGCCAGGGGCCUAUGUCUCAUGCUUGCAUUGUAGCUAGUCGGGAGUAAUUCUAGUCAGGAGGCUGGGAUCUGGGGUUUGUCAUUUUAAGGCAGUUCAGGCAGGAAAGUUUGUGAGGCCCUUAUCUCUAAUUACGUACCAAAAAAGCUGGAAGUAGAUUUAUGGUUCUAAUGGUAGAGAGCAAUCCUUGAGCAAAAACCCCCAAGGACAGCACCUAGACACCGAGUUCAAGGCUCAGGACCAUCACACACACAAAAAUGCAUUGAGGAAUGUUGUACAGUCCUUCCUUAGAAUGUAUAGUCAGUGUAUCAAAGACACUGCAGUACUGAAACUCAUCUCCUCCCACAUCAAUCCCACACUUAUUCAGCACCCCUGGUUUCCUGUUACCAUCUCCCUUUGCUUGUUCCUCAGAACAUAGAUUAGACCUGAGAUAGACUUCAGUGUGCUGUUACAAGAAGGCGUUCUUUCUGGAACCAUGUAUACCCAUCAUGCUGAUAGAUGGCCAGGAGAGGCAGGUGGGUAUCUCUAGGGGCAGUACAACAAAAGCCAGGAGCCAGGAUAUCUAGGAAGCCUGCCCUCUCUCCAUUUUUAGGAAGUAUCAAGAGGUACCCUGAUUCCCUACUCACAGUAAACUAAAUUCUAGAAGCUAAGAUUGAGAACUUUUUUUCUGUUUUUAUUCCAUUUAUGCUACAACUGUCUAAUUGGCCCAAACUGGGAAAUCUCAAGUGAAUGCAAAAGGACCGGUUCAUAACUUUAAUAUUAGAGUUGGCAUAUUUUGGCUUAGGGGAAUAAUGCUAAUUUGUUUCGUGGUUUGCAGUGUGCUAAAUAUUUUCUUAUUUGAUCUCCCAAAGGCCUUUUGAGCUUGACAGAGCAGUGUAAUUGAAACAUUACAGAUGGAGCCUCAUGACUUAGCUAAAUCUCAUAGCCACUGUUCUGUAUAACAUAAUAAUUUGUUUUAAGGUUUUCCCAUCUUUUAAAUUUAAUUCUUUUUAUCCAUUUAAGUUGACUUUGCCUGCUUCUUUGUGUCACAAACUAUGACAGUGUUAAUGUGUAUGAUACUUUACUUAGAAUAUCAAAGUGUCACGGGGAAACAUUUGGAUUAUAUUCAGGUAACAUGUUCAAAGAUAAUUACUACCAUACAAAAACAUUUAAAACUGAUAAUAUCUAUAAUAAUAGAAUGAAAGAAAAGUUUUACAGUACUUAUUCACUUAAUUUUGAAUCCAAAUUUUCUCAUGAAUAAUGACAGUUGCCUUAAUGUGAAGUUAUUUAUAAUAGCAGUAAGCAUAACUUUUUGGAGGAAGAAAAUGAAAAUACUGGAUUUUUAAUACACUGAUUUAUUACAUUCAGUAGUCUCUACUUUCCCAUGCCUCCAGGUUGCACAUUUGUUUAUUAUGCUUAGUACUUUUGUUCUUAGAUCUUAAAGAAUCAAAAGGUUGUGGAAUCCCUUUUUACUGUCUCACAAAUAAAAAUAUAAA
Perognathus longimembris pacificus (Pacific pocket mouse) is the source of this 3699-nucleotide messenger RNA. It is a transcript of the gene Rrm2b, whose product is annotated as ribonucleotide reductase regulatory TP53 inducible subunit M2B. The record is from RefSeq and is a predicted model, not a curated record. Gene Ontology annotation, molecular function: ribonucleoside-diphosphate reductase activity, thioredoxin disulfide as acceptor. Gene Ontology annotation, cellular component: cytosol. The coding region runs from base 204 to 1259 and encodes 351 amino acids. The transcript is spliced from 9 exons. NCBI's taxonomy places the organism in Eukaryota, Metazoa, Chordata, Mammalia, Rodentia, Heteromyidae. Gene Ontology annotation, biological process: deoxyribonucleotide biosynthetic process.